AAUGGAAGUAGUCGAUCUUCGUCGAAUAAAUAUCUACUUUAAUUGCCCAAUUGUUGCUUCCAAUUCUCUGAAAGCCCCGCCGGGUAAGUCAUGCUCUCAUCCCAGAAAUCUCAGUCUGCAUACCAAAAGGAGACGCAGCAUUCAUCUCUCUACAUCCCCAGCCCCAGUACUUACAGAGCUGGUUGAUCAGACUGAGCAUUCACUUGCACAAGAGGAUUAUUAUUAUGACUCCGGAAAAUUUGCUGUGUUUCCGAAUGUACAAUUCCUGAGGAACUUCCCAAGAAAUGAGCUAUUUGGAAAAGUUGUCAUGGUCAGGUUUGAUACACUGAUCUUACUUCAAGGGAUGAAGGAACAUAAACCAUUGCCAGAAAGUGCUUUCUUCACCAUUAGGUACUUGUAUAAUUCAAGGGCAAAAGUUUUUCUUGUGGGUAGCUGGAAUGAAAGUGCAAAUCCUAAGUUCAAUAUGGAAGGAAGUCUCUCGACAAAAUCUGUUGCAGAUUUCCUGUCAUCCAUGCUUGAACUUGAAGUUGUUCUGGUGAAACAUGUUUCAGGGUUCAUGCAUUUACAUGCGGAUGAUAUUAAAAAACCCGGCAUUCUUUUGGUUGAGAAUCUUUUCUGCUUCAAGGGGGAAAGAGCAAACUGUUCAGAGUUUGCCAAAGAACUUACUUCUGGGGUUGAUAUAAUUGUGAAUGAUGCCUUUUCGGAGUCUCAUAAAGUUCUUGCUUCUACAGUUGGUGCUGCUAAAUUUUGCAAUGCCUGCAUCGCUGGGUUUUACUUUGAGGAGGGCCAAUAUAAGCUGAAGGAAAUCAUCAAAAUCAGUGAAAGGCCCUAUAUGGCUGUUAUAGGUGGAAGCAAACUGGCAGACAAAGCUGCAGCCUUGCAGUCUUUAGUAUCUAAAAAUACAUGUGAUGGUUUAGUCUUUGUUGGAAAUAUGGCUUUUCAAAUAAUGCAUGCUCUAGGAACACCCGUUCCGAUGAAACUGGUAGAAACUGGAGCUCUAGAAGAAGCUGCUAGGAUAAUGGAGUUUGCAAAAUCUAGAAAUAUUGCAGUUAUUCUGCCUCAAGAUGUUUGGUGCAUCACAGAUGAUGUGUCAGAGAAGAUUCAGAUAGCUUCUGUUCAUUCUAUCCCUGAAGGUUGGCAACCUGUUGAUAUUGGACCAAGAUCAUUAGAAGAGAUGGCAUAUUUUCUUUCAGUGAGCAAGAAAAUAACAUGGCUUGGCCCAUUGAGAUUUAGCUCUAGAACGCAGGACAAAGAUGGGACUUUUAAACUUGCAGAAGCACUUGGUACUCUAAGCAAUUGCAAUGUAACUUUCGUUGGAAAAAUGGAAUUUGAAGAAUCACUUUGGAAAUCAAAGUCUUAUUCACAUGAUAAUUUUCUCAAAAGUGCUGCUGUUGUUUGGGAGGUUCUAAAAGGAGGAAAACUUCCUGGGCUAUUGGCAUUGGAUAGAGCGUAUCCCUUUGUGGUAGACUGGAGUGUUGUCUAUGAUGAUCCAAUGAGACCUCUGGUUGUUGAUGUUGGGAGUGGAAAUGGCUUGUUUUUGUUUGGAAUGGGGAGGAGAAGAAAUGAUAUGAACUUUCUGGGGCUCGAAAUGAAUGCAAAGCUGGUGGUCCGUUGUCUAGAGGAUGUUCAUCUACAUGGCACCCACAAUGUGCACUUUAUUGCAACAAAUGCAACAUCAACUUUUCGGUCCAUAGUUUCCAGUUACCCAGGGGAUUUGUUUCUUGUUUCAAUACAGUGUCCGAACCCCGACUUCAACAAACCACAAUUCCGGUGGAGAAUGUUGCAAAGGUCAUUAGUGGAAGCAAUAGCCGAUAAUCUAGUGCAGGGUGGGCAGGUAUUUCUCCAAUCAGAUAUAGAAGCUGUUGCUAAGAAAAUGAAAGAAGAGUUCUUGAUGUAUGGUAAGGGACAGCUCGAAGUUAUGGAAACUGAAGAAUUAGGAUGGCUGAAAGAGAAUCCACUUGGAGUGCCAUCUGAUUGGGAAAGGCAUGUGUUAGGUCGUGGUGAUCCUAUGUACAGACUCUUACUUUCUAAAGUGGAAAACAGAGACUGAAGCAUAGGCAUUCCUUGCUUGCAAUGGUCAUUUCAUGGCCUGUGAUUCUCUGUAAGCUGUUUCUAAUUGAUUAUAAUAAAGUGAAAAAAAACUCCUUAAACUA
Molecule: messenger RNA, 2153 nt
Organism: Salvia splendens (bonfire salvia)
Lineage: Eukaryota; Viridiplantae; Streptophyta; Magnoliopsida; Lamiales; Lamiaceae
Product: phosphoglycerate kinase, cytosolic
Exons: 14
Coding region: 2-2050 (682 amino acids)
Biological process (GO): gluconeogenesis; glycolytic process; tRNA modification
Cellular component (GO): cytosol
Molecular function (GO): ATP binding; tRNA (guanine(46)-N7)-methyltransferase activity; ADP binding
Source: RefSeq, a predicted model, not a curated record